AAUGAUAAAAAUGGAUAUAAAGUAAUUCUCUAUGCUUAGAUUGAUUGGUAAAGGAGCCUAUGGAUAGGUAUUUUUGGCUAAAAAAAAGGAUACUAACAAAGUAUAUGCUAUAAAAACAUUGAAAAAAAAAGAAAUAGAUAAAAAGAAAUAAGCUGUAUUUUAUCAUUUUAUAGAAUAAGUAACAUGUAAUGAUGGAGAAAACCAUUUUAAAUUAAGCUAAACAUUAGUUUAUUGUUUCCCUAUCAUAUACAUUUUAAUCUGACAAGAAUUUCUAUUUUGUUUUAGAAUACUGUGCUGGUGGUGAUUUAUUCAGUUUAUUGAGAGUAAAAAGAAAGUUAAAAGAAGAAUAGAUAUAAUUCUAUGCAAUUUUAAUAAUUCAUGCAUUGCAAUUUCUGCAUACUUAAAAAAUAAUUUAUAGAGAGUAAAUAUAGAAUUUUAAACAUAGUUUAAAACCGGAGAAUGUACUAAUAGAUGAAAAAGGUUAUAUAAAAUUAACUGAUUUUGGGCUUUCCAAAAUACUACUUUAAGAAAAGGCUGACUCUAUUGUUGGAACACCAGAAUAUUUAUCUCCUGAAAUUCUUAAUUAAAAUGGUGAAGGAUAUGAUUAUAAGGUUGAUUGUUGGUCUUUAGGAUGUCUAUUAUAUGAAAUGAUAGCUGAAUAGCCUCCUUUCAUUUCAGAAAAAAGAGAUCAAUUGAUUACAAUGAUAAAAACAACACAACCGAAAUUUAAUUUUCCUAUAUCUGACGAGCUUAAAAAUCUUAUUGUAAGCUUAUUACAAAAAGAUCCAAAAUAAAGGCCCUCCUUAAUGGAAGUCAAAGAAUUUCCAUUCUUUAAAAAUGUUGAAGAUUGGCAAUCUUAUUUACUUUACAAAGUUGUUCCUCCAUUCCUACCGGUAAUUCAUGGACCUGAGGAUGUGAGCAAUUUCGAUCCUGUAAAUCCUAAUCAUAUUUUUAGGAAUUUACUUAAUAAGAAUAAUUUGGAUCUCCAAGCGAUGGAUCCAACUCGGAUAACAGAUUUCCUGGUUUUUCUGGUAACAAUUCUUCAUAAUGAAUUUAAC
This is a messenger RNA of Paramecium sonneborni, 1058 nucleotides long. The record is from the annotation of a GenBank genome assembly. Lineage: Eukaryota; Ciliophora; Oligohymenophorea; Peniculida; Parameciidae.